AGAACAGAAACCAAGUUCCCCGGCAACGAGCAGCAUCCACCCGGCGGGAGGCCGGAGCCAGCGAGGCCCGAAAGGCUGCGGAGUAAGCCCGCCGCUCCAGCGCGCCCCACGCCUCCUCCUCCUCUUCCUUGGCUGCCCAUCCUCAAAUCUCGACUCGCUUUUUCGCCUACGGAAAGCCUAGGGAGGGGGUUAGGAGCAGCCGCGCCCCCCUCCCUGCGGCUGCCGCCCCCUACUUUUUCGGCUCUGUUCCCUGCCGCGUGCGCCCGAGCAGGGCGCCCCGGCAGGCCCCAGCCAUGUCGAUGUUGCCGUCGUUCGGCUUUACGCAGGAGCAAGUGGCGUGCGUGUGUGAGGUUCUGCAGCAAGGCGGGAACCUGGAGCGCCUGGGCAGGUUCCUGUGGUCACUGCCCGCCUGCGACCACCUGCACAAGAACGAAAGCGUGCUCAAGGCCAAGGCCGUGGUCGCCUUCCACCGCGGCAACUUCCGCGAACUCUACAAGAUCCUGGAGAGCCACCAGUUCUCGCCUCACAACCACCCCAAGCUGCAGCAACUGUGGCUGAAGGCACACUACGUGGAGGCCGAGAAGCUGCGCGGCCGGCCCCUGGGCGCCGUGGGCAAAUAUCGGGUGCGCCGAAAAUUCCCGCUGCCGCGCACCAUCUGGGACGGCGAGGAGACCAGCUACUGCUUCAAGGAGAAGUCGCGGGGCGUGCUGCGGGAGUGGUACGCGCAUAACCCCUACCCCUCGCCGCGUGAGAAGCGGGAGUUGGCCGAGGCCACUGGCCUCACCACCACCCAGGUCAGCAACUGGUUUAAGAACCGGAGGCAAAGAGACCGGGCCGCCGAGGCCAAGGAAAGGGAGAACACCGAAAACAAUAACUCCUCCUCCAACAAGCAGAAUCAACUUUCUCCUCUGGAAGGGGGCAAGCCGCUCAUGUCCAGCUCAGAAGAAGAAUUCUCACCUCCCCAAAGUCCAGACCAGAACUCCGUCCUUCUGCUGCAGGGCAAUAUGGGCCACGCCAGGAGCUCAAACUAUUCUCUCCCGGGCCUAACAGCCUCGCAGCCCGGCCACGGCUUGCAAGCCCACCAGCAUCAGCUCCAGGACUCCCUGCUGGGCCCCCUCACCUCCAGUUUGGUGGACUUGGGGUCCUAAGUGGGGAGGGACUGAGGCCUUGAAGGAGCGACUAGGGACACUUGUAAAUAGAAAUCAGGAACAUUUUUGCAGCUUGUUUCUGGGGUUCUUUGGGCAUAAAGGAAUGGUGGACUUUCACAAAUAUCUUUUUAAAACUCAAAACCAACAGCGAUCUCAAGCUUAGUCACCGCCUUCUCUCAGACUCUUUCUACUUUUGCAUUUCCCCUGCCAGUGCAGAGAUCAGGUAAAAAAACAAAACAAAACAAAAAAACCCAAACAAACAAAAGCACCCUGUACCCAGUCUGGUUCCGGGCAACCAUGUGCCUGCUUCAGAAGCCUUUCUUUUUUUCAGUGGAUGGGAAUUACAAAUCAACUGGAUUUUAAUUAUUUCCUUUUAAUUUAUUUAUGGAAAAAUCUUUUGGGAAGAGGAAAAGGAAAUGAAAGAGAGAGAGAGAGAGAGAGAGAAGUCAAAAUAGAAUAAGAGCCUCCAGCCUGGGAGGACUGGUUGCAUUCUUAAGGUGAAUAGGAAAAAUACGACCUUAUAACUUUUUUUGAUGGGGAAAAAUUAAGUUUACAUUUUUCACAUUUAGUGUUAAACAAUUUUAUGUAGAUUGAAAUGCAAGAACAGUAUUAGGGGAAAAAAACAAGUGCCUACAUGUCUUAAUGCUCUCUAUGUGAGGCGGUUAGAAAUAGACGUGACCAUUAGUAAUACAACUAUUUUUGUCAAAUUUGGUGGUGUUUUUUGGUUGUUGUUUGUUUUCUUGGGGUUUUUUUUAUGGCAAAUUUUAAAAAUGUACCAAUGUGAAAAAACACUUUCCUGAAUGCCAUUACUUCCCAUGCCCUCGAAGCUGUCAUCUGUAGCCUCCUUUCAGGGUUUCUCCUGUUCCUAGUUUCUAGCUUGCAAAAAUAUUCGACAAAUCUGGCAACCUGGUCUUUGUUACUAAAACAGCAUGUGUUUUCAGGUUUCUUUUCUAUUGUACCUAAACCAGUCUAAAUUAAAACUUAGUAGAACACCAGGAGUAUGAUUCUGUUUCUGAAAGGUGAGUUGUGUGUUGCUGUCGUUGGGCCCUAUAUAUGUGUAUGUAUAUAUAUAUUUUUUACAAAUAGUUUUCUUGCUCUCUUCCUUAAUGGUGAUUAUGAAUUGCAGGGUACUUUGAAGGCCAUCACCUGAACCAAGAGUGGUGAUUGAAUUAAUUAUAUGACAGAAAAAGAGUGAAUUUAGCUUUGGGGUAUUUAUUUAUUUUUUUUAUUAUUUAGAUAUGCAGUUUUGUUUACCACUAGCUCUUCUCCACAGGCUUCCUAUGUUAACUCAGCUUUUUUGUAUUAACAAGUUUAUGACAAGACUGUGAAAGUAAAAUAAUUCAUCUGCUUGGG
This is a messenger RNA of Ceratotherium simum simum (southern white rhinoceros), 2501 nucleotides long. It is a transcript of the gene SIX1, whose product is annotated as SIX homeobox 1. Gene Ontology annotation, biological process: skeletal muscle fiber development; regulation of transcription by RNA polymerase II; regulation of skeletal muscle cell proliferation. The record is from RefSeq and is a predicted model, not a curated record. NCBI's taxonomy places the organism in Eukaryota, Metazoa, Chordata, Mammalia, Perissodactyla, Rhinocerotidae. Gene Ontology annotation, cellular component: transcription regulator complex; nucleus. Gene Ontology annotation, molecular function: DNA-binding transcription factor activity, RNA polymerase II-specific; RNA polymerase II cis-regulatory region sequence-specific DNA binding.